AUGGAUUUUGCGGAAGAUGAAGUGACUGUCUUUGUUGAUACUAACUUGGGAACCCGAAUCGCCAUGACUGUUCAUAUCAAUAUCACAUCAAGAGAUUUCAAGGGAAAACUUGAGAAAACACACGCGAGUUGCUUACCGAGCUUAGAGGAGAUACGAGUUCAUGGUCUAAUGGUUAAACGAAAGUCUCAGUUUUAUUACAUUGCGGAAUCUAUGCCUAUAAAGUACGUCUUCCGGGAUAACCAAAGGCCCUGGUUUAUCCACGCAGAAGCUAGACUUGUUAACGGAUCACAAGAGCCAACCGUAUCCAGCAGCAUUGUUAAAUCCCAAAUUAGACAUUGCUCUGGUGAAAGCAAGAAGAAAAAGAAAUCUCGGACCAAACCGAUGAUGCCAAAACAUGAUUCAAGAAACCUUGCAUCUCUUGACAAGAGAGAGUUUCUUGGUCCUUCCACAUCUGCACCUGAAGCCAUAAUAAGAUCUCCAUUGUCAGUUCCAAGAGCUGACUCUGAAUGUUUCAACGGCUGCGUACCGAAAACGCCAGAGAGGAAACCUGGAGAUUCGGUGAGUAAAAGCGAAACGGUAAGCAAGAAACUAACAGUGGCUGCAAACAACAUCACAAUGCAAGGAAAGAGUCAUCUCUCUUCUUCACUAUCAUCAUCUAUUUUCAGAAGCAAGACUCGCAGAAAGAGAUCUUUAGAUGGUAAGACAAUCGCUUCUCUUGCAAAAUUUCUAGUCUUUCAGUUUCCGGAUUGA
Messenger RNA from Arabis nemorensis, 750 nucleotides. NCBI's taxonomy places the organism in Eukaryota, Viridiplantae, Streptophyta, Magnoliopsida, Brassicales, Brassicaceae. The record is from the annotation of a GenBank genome assembly.